Messenger RNA from Tachyglossus aculeatus (Australian echidna), 2627 nucleotides. Its product is annotated as cytochrome P450 2U1. Bases 1 to 1572 code for a protein of 523 amino acids. Gene Ontology annotation, molecular function: heme binding; oxidoreductase activity, acting on paired donors, with incorporation or reduction of molecular oxygen, reduced flavin or flavoprotein as one donor, and incorporation of one atom of oxygen; iron ion binding. NCBI's taxonomy places the organism in Eukaryota, Metazoa, Chordata, Mammalia, Monotremata, Tachyglossidae. Gene Ontology annotation, biological process: xenobiotic metabolic process. Gene Ontology annotation, cellular component: intracellular membrane-bounded organelle; cytoplasm. The record is from RefSeq and is a predicted model, not a curated record. The transcript is spliced from 5 exons.
AUGUCCCGGUUCUCUUUCCCGGGCUUCGAGUCGUCGCUGCCGGCCGCCGCCGCCACCGCCCUCGUCCUGCUCCUGGGGCUGCUGUGGGAGCUGCUGCUCCUCCUCCGCCGCCGCCGCCGCCCGUCCCUCCUCCGGGAGGGCCGCCCCCGGCCGCCGCCGCCGGGCCCCCGCGGCUGGCCCCUGCUGGCGCGGCUCGGGGGGCUGCCGUGGGCGGGCCGGAGCCGCCCCGCCGCCCCGCCCCUGCAGCUGCUGCGGGAGCUGGGCGGCCGGUUCGGCAGCGUGUGGUCGCUGCGGCUGGGCCGGGCCCCGCCGCGCUUCGUGGUGCUGGCCGACUUCGCCGCCGUCAGCCGGGCCCUCCGAGAGCAGGCCCCGUUCUUCGCCGACAGGCCCCCGCUGCCCCUCAUCUCCAUCAUCACCCGAAGGAAAGGUAUCGUGUUUGCCCCUUACGGGCCGGUGUGGAAGCAGCAGCGCAAGUUCUCCCACUCGACCCUCCGUCACUUCGGCUUGGGCAAGCUCAGCCUGGAGCCCAAGAUCAUCGAGGAGUUCCAGCACGUGAAGGAGGAGAUGGAGAAGCACGGGGCCGGUCCCUUCAACCCGCUGCCGCUCAUCAACAACGCCGUCUCCAACAUCAUCUGCUCCCUGUGCUUCGGCCGGCGUUUCGAGUACACCAACAGCGAGUUUAAGAAGAUGCUGAGCCUCAUGUCUCGCGGGUUGGAGCUCAGCAUGAGCAAUCCGAUCCUGCUCGUCAACAUCUGGUCGUGGCUCUAUUAUCUCCCCUUCGGGCCUUUCAGGGAGCUGAGGCAGAUCGAGAAGGAUCUGACGGCCUUCCUGAAGAGGCUCAUCCGGGAGCAUCGGGAGAGCCUGGAUCGGACCGCGCCCCGGGAUUUCAUCGAUAUGUAUCUCCUGCAUAUGGAAGAGGAGCAGAAGAAGGACUGCAAUAGUAGCUUCAGUGAGGAAUACCUGUUUUAUAUCAUCGGCGACCUGUUCAUUGCCGGCACGGACACCACGACCAAUACCGUGCUGUGGUGUCUACUCUAUAUGUCCCUGAAUCCGGACGUCCAAGAAAAAGUCCACCAAGAGAUCGACAAGGUCAUCGGUCGGGACAGGGUCCCCACCCUGACCGACAAAGUCCACAUGCCCUUCACGGAGGCCACCAUCAUGGAGGUUCAGAGGUUGGCGGUCGUCGUCCCCCUUUCCAUCCCUCGCAUGACUACGGAGGAGACCGUGCUCCUGGGCUACACCAUCCCUAAGGGCACUGUGAUUUUGCCAAACUUAUGGUCCGUGCACAGAGACCCAGCCGUAUGGGAGGAACCAGAUACCUUCCUCCCCGAACGAUUUCUGGAUGAACAAGGACAACUGGUCAAAAAGGAAACCUUUAUUCCCUUCGGGCUAGGGAAGCGCGUGUGCAUGGGAGAGCAGCUGGCCAAAAUGGAAUUAUUCCUGAUGUUUACGUGCCUAAUGCAGAGUUUCACCUUUGCCUGGCCAGAGGGCUCAGAAAAGCCUUUCCUCUAUGGCAGAUUCGGUCUGACGUUAGCCCCACAUCCAUUUAACUUAAUCAUCUCAAAGAGAUGAUCCCUCCCAAGAAGAGAUGAUGAACUGAUUUUUUUUUUCUCUAACAGACCCUGCCUGAUUAUUACAUUAAACGCAACAGCCGUUGAGGUGUGAAAAGCUGUUUACGCACAGACAAGCUGGGACUGAGAUGGGAGAAGGAGUGUAGCAAAAAUGGAGCUAGAGGGGGACUCCUUGUACUGGAAGCCCAUCGGUCUCCUGGGGGACGGACCCGUUGGGUAAAUAAAUGUCCCGGUAUCCACUGGGGCCAUUUUAAGCCCACAGGAGCGUAACUUCCCUGAGGGAGGUGGGGGAACGGGUAUGGAUUUUACCCCUCGGUGUCAUGCCGCCGAGGAAGUGACCUUAGGCCAAGUCCGCUUCAUCCUUGAGGACCAGGUUGACUGGAAAAUAAAGCCAAAUCAGAAUUGUCCUGGCAGGGACACCUCUGUCACCCAUUUUUUUCCUGCCAGAUCUUCAGAUGAAGGUGGCAUUUCUGCCCUGUACAUGCACCUGAGGCAUUGGUCUGCAAGAUUGCAUAUUGGAGGAGGAGAAAGAGAAGAAGGCGGAGGGGAGAUAAUGCCCCUUGUGAUUAUGGGCCUUGAAAAAUGGGCAGUGUCCUUACCAAAUGUGUCCCCCCCCUUAGGACCCUUAGUCAUGUCUUUGUCCACCCCAUCCACGGCUGCAGUUCCCCCCUCCCGACCUGUUUGGGGACGGCGGGGACUUCUAGGACCAGCACAAAAAAUACUUUAACCAGUGAAGAGUGACAAUCUUAAAUUCGUAUUUUUGCUUUGCUUCUAAUUGUGAAUUCUUUCUCCUGGCAUUUCUGAAAUGCUCGCUUACACGCCUGGCAUUGAACUAGGUGCUGGACCGGCCCCACUCUCUAAAGAGCUUCAGGUGAGAAAGGUGGAAUUCAUUUUAUUUUUAACACAAGCAUCCUUUAAACAGGACAACGGCUAAUGAAAGGCCAGGUGAGGGUUGAGACAGCAAGCUGAAAAUGGGGAAGGUUAUAGUAAGUAGGGACAUGGAAAACACCGUCUGUCAGCCCAUUAUCCCGCUUAAUAAAAAGAGAUUAUGCAAGA